Trichophyton benhamiae CBS 112371 is the source of this 1212-nucleotide messenger RNA. RefSeq names its product neutral amino acid permease, putative. Gene Ontology annotation, cellular component: vacuolar membrane. The coding region runs from base 1 to 1212 and encodes 403 amino acids. Gene Ontology annotation, molecular function: amino acid transmembrane transporter activity. Lineage: Eukaryota; Fungi; Ascomycota; Eurotiomycetes; Onygenales; Arthrodermataceae. Gene Ontology annotation, biological process: amino acid transmembrane transport. The transcript is spliced from 5 exons. The record is from RefSeq and is a predicted model, not a curated record.
AUGAUUGCUGAGACGAUAUCUCUUGGAAUUCUCUCCCUACCCUCCGCCGUCGCUGCGCUGGGUAUUGUCCCUGCUAUAGUCAUUAUAAUAAGUCUCGGCCUCCUUGCCACAUACACCGGAUAUGUAAUCGGCCAGUUUAAGAUGAGAUAUCCUCAUGUCCACAACAUGGCGGAUGCCGGUGAGGUCCUCAUGGGCCCUAUCGGGCGAGAAAUCUUGGGAGCUGCCCAGUUACUCUUCCUGGUCUUCAUUAUGGGAAGUCAUAUCCUAACCUUCAUCGUCAUGAUGAACACCCUGACCGAUCAUGGAACAUGCAGCAUUGUCUUCGGAGUCGCCGGAAUGAUCCUUUCUUUAGUCCUUGCGCUUCCGCGAACCUUGAAGAACGUGUCUUGGCUGUCGAUAUCAUCUUUCAUCAGUAUCCUGGCUGCCGUGUUCGUCACUAUGAUUGGAAUCGCUAUUCAGCAUCCUGGAAAGGCAGUUGAAAUCACCGUCAAGAGCGAUCUUUACCACGCCUUUUUGGCUGUCAGCAAUAUUGUUUUUGCAUAUGCUGGUCAUGUGGCCUUCUUCGGGUUCAUUUCUGAGUUGAAGGAGCCUGCUGGCUACCCCAAGGCUCUUUACCUCCUUCAGGGAAGCAAUACGACCCUAUACACUGUCAGUGCUAUUGUUAUCUAUAUCUACGGCGGAAAGGAUGUUGCUUCCCCCGCCCUCGGCUCUACGGGACCAAUCCUACGAAAAGUUGCAUAUGGAGUCGCUAUGCCAACAAUUGUCAUUGCUGGUGUGAUCAACGGUCACGUCGCUAGCAAGUAUCUUUACGUCCGAAUCUUCCGUGGAACCAACAAGAUGUCACAGCGAACCUUCCUCUCCCUUGGUACCUGGGUCGCUAUUACCGUUGUUCUCUGGGUUAUCGCCUGGAUCAUUGCCGAAGCUAUCCCUGUCUUCAACAACCUUCUUAGUUUGAUCACUGCUCUUUUCGCCAGUUGGUUCACUUGUGAGUUCCUCCCCAUCCAGCUUAACCAUCUAGCUCAACAAUAUGAGAGUAAGCAGCUAAUAAUGGAUUUAACAGAUGGCCUUAGCGGCUUGUUCUGGCUAUACAUCAACAAGGGCAAAUACUUCUCCUCCCCACGCAAAAUCUUCCUCACUUUCCUCAACUCCUUUGUUUUCGUCGCUGGUGCGACAAUUGUAAGUGUUAAGUCACGAAUCCAGAAGCCGGUCUAG